Messenger RNA from Cloeon dipterum, 3177 nucleotides. RefSeq names its product ionotropic receptor 25a (gene Ir25a). NCBI's taxonomy places the organism in Eukaryota, Metazoa, Arthropoda, Insecta, Ephemeroptera, Baetidae. Gene Ontology annotation, cellular component: postsynaptic density membrane; plasma membrane. Gene Ontology annotation, biological process: modulation of chemical synaptic transmission; synaptic transmission, glutamatergic; monoatomic ion transport. Bases 172 to 2943 code for a protein of 923 amino acids. The transcript is spliced from 16 exons. The record is from RefSeq and is a predicted model, not a curated record. Gene Ontology annotation, molecular function: glutamate receptor activity; transmitter-gated monoatomic ion channel activity involved in regulation of postsynaptic membrane potential.
CUGUUUGUCGAAUAAAUAUAAUGUGGUCACCGUGGAAACACGCGCAGUAACUAAUUCAUACGUUUUUCAUUUGGACACUUGAUUGACAAGGCGCAUGAAAAAUGCAAUCCUUGAUUGGCAGUCCGAAAGAGUCGCACGGAAGACUUUUGUAGUUGACUUCCCGACGCAGUCAUGAGAGCUUUGAUCGUUCUGCUCUUGGCUUCGCAUGCCAUCGCUGGCCCACUAUUAGUAAACGUCAUGUUCGUCAAUGACGAAACAAACGAUGUGGCAACCAGAGCAUUUGAGUCGGUGCUCGCGUACAUCAAACGCAACCCCGAUCUUUACCUAACUGUUGGAAGGGUGGACAACGUCACCGCUAAUGCUACGGACCCUCAAACCUUUCUUGACACACUUUGUAAAUCUUACGAAACGAGCGUUAAGGCUGGAGAACCCCCACAUAUCGUGAUCGACAACACCCUGAGCGGUGACAGCUCAGAGGUGGUCAAGGCCUUCACCAUGUCUCUUGCCCUGCCCACGGUGUCUGGUUCGUAUGGUCAGGAAGGUGACAUAAGACAAUGGAGAGACCUGGACGAGGAGCAGCUCAAAUACUUGAUCCAAGUACAGCCUCCAGGGGAUCUCAUUCCUGAGGCCAUCAGGACGAUUGUCGUAGCUCAGAAUCUGAGCAGUGCUGCGAUAAUAUUUGAUGACUCUUUUGAAAUGGACCACAAAUACAAAAGUCUUUUGCGAAACAUUCCCACUCGGCACAUCAUAGCACCGCUGAGGUCUGACAUAAAAGAGCAGUUGAACAAAAUGCUUGAAGUGGACGUGAAUAACUUUUUUAUCCUGGGCCGCCUGAACACAAUCAAAGACGUCUUGGAAGCUGCAAACACUGGCGAGCUCUUCACACGCAAAUAUGCUUGGCACGCUCUCACGCAGGACAGCGGACCUUUGCGAUGUCCCUGCAACGACGCAACGAUUCUCUUCCUUAAACCGGUCCCCGACGUGAAACUCGCACAAAGGUUGGCUCUUCUCAAGGCGAAAUAUGCUCUUCCUGGCGAACGCGAAAUUACUGCCGCCUUCUACUUCGACCUGACGCUCAGGGCAAUGUUGGCGGUCAGGUCAAUGAUCGAGCGGAGUGACUGGCCGACGGACAUGCAGCAUACCCUUUGCCACGAGUACCGCGAGGACCAGCCCGUCCGCAGGACCAACCUGGACCUGCAGAUGGCAUUUAAGCAAGUGAAGGAGCCGGGCACCUUCGCGAAAAUGCAAGUGGAGCGCAACGGCCGCAGCCACCUGGCGUUCACCCUGCGUCUGGAGAAGGUCUCCGUGGUGGGAGGAAGGCCCUUGGAGGCCGAAGACCUAGGCCAGUGGCCCGCGGGAAUCGAGUCCCAGCUGCUAGUUCGAGAGCCACGCAGUUUGGCCAAUUUGUCCUCCGUCACGGUCUACAGGAUCGUCACAGCGAUUCAACCACCGUUCGUGAUGCACGUGGCAGAGGAGGAUCAGGCCGCCAACGGGGGAAAAAAGUUCCGCGGCUAUUGCAUCGAUCUGCUGGAGGAAAUUCGGCGCAUCAUUGGCUUCGAGUACGAAAUAUAUGAGGCACCAGACCACAAAAUCGGAACGAUGGACGAGCAGGGCAACUGGGACGGCAUGAUCAAAGAGUUGAAAGAGAAGCGAGCUGACGUCGCCCUUGCGGCCCUGCCAGUCACGUCGGAACGAGAAACCGUCAUUGACUUCACCGUGCCCUACUACGACCUGGUUGGUUACAGCAUUUUAAUGAAGAAGCUCAGUUCACCGACGUCCCUGUUCAAAUUUUUGACUGUCCUCGAAACCGACGUCUGGCUUUGCAUCCUCGCCGCAUACUUUAUAACAAGUCUGUUAAUGUGGAUCUUCGACCGUUGGAGCCCGUACAGCUACCAAAACAACCGUGACAAGUACAAGGAUGACGAGGAGAAGCGCGAGUUCAACCUGCGCGAGUGUCUUUGGUUCUGCAUGACGUCCCUUACGCCGCAGGGCGGCGGAGAGGCGCCCAAGAACCUAUCAGGGAGACUGGUGGCCGCUACCUGGUGGCUCUUCGGCUUCAUCAUCAUCGCCUCGUACACGGCAAACCUGGCCGCUUUUCUCACCGUCUCCAGGCUGGACACGCCUGUGGAGUCGCUGGCCGACCUGGCGCAGCAGUACAAAAUCCAGUACGCGCCCCUCAACGGAUCCGACACCAUGAUUUACUUUCUGCGGAUGUCCGGCAUUGAGCAGAGAUUUUAUGAAAUUUGGAAAGAUAUGAGUCUGAAUGACAGCUUGACCGUUUUGGAAAGGGCAAAACUCGCUGUUUGGGACUAUCCGAUUAGUGACAGAUACACUAAAAUGUGGCAAGCUAUGUUGGAGGCUGGCUUGCCUGAAACUCUGGAGGACGCGGUUUUGAGAGUCCAAAAGUCAAAGUCCAGCAGUGAAGGCUUCGCGUUUUUAGGCGAUGCCACUGAUAUUAGGUACAGCGUCCUGACCAACUGCGAUCUCCAAAUGGUCGGCGAGGAGUUUUCGCGCAAGCCGUACGCAAUCGCUGUGCAGCAAGGAUCGCCGCUCAAAGAUCAGUUUAACAACGCGAUCCUGCAACUUUUGAACAAGCGGAAACUAGAGAAGCUGAAGGAAAUUUGGUGGAACCAAAAUCCGGAGAAAAAAAUGUGCGAUCGUCAGGAUGACCAAGCGGACGGCAUUUCCAUUCGUAACAUUGGUGGCGUUUUCAUCGUUAUCGCCGCUGGUAUCGUGCUGGCUAGUUUGGCGCUCGCAUUUGAGUACUGGUGGUACAAAGCAAAGCGUCCGGACCCCAUGAUAAGUCUGCCGCAAGAGUCAAAAGAAUCGAAAAUCCGAUCCAAAUUAGGCAUGCCGUCGACAUCCGGCGUGCCAACAUCCGAUAUUCUGCCUCACGGUCUCAGAUCCCGUGGUGCGAUGGGAACCAACGGUCAAUGGAAUUAAUCGAGAAUAAUUAAUGUCUGGAUUGAGCUAAAUAUGUUUUCAAAAGAUGAUACUCGUAAUUCAUACCCUUUUUACGCCCUAUCUGUAUAUUCUAGCCAAGAUUAUUGAUUUAAUGUGAUUCAUGCAUUUGAUCUUCAACAAUCUUGCAGAGUAACAAAUGAAUCAUUAAAUAUCGAAGGUCGAGUUAUGUAGGCUUCACUGAUUGUGAAUAAAAAUAGCCGUGGUUUGCAAAAA